Brassica oleracea var. oleracea is the source of this 2276-nucleotide messenger RNA. RefSeq lists its product as uncharacterized. Gene Ontology annotation, molecular function: cyclase activity. Lineage: Eukaryota; Viridiplantae; Streptophyta; Magnoliopsida; Brassicales; Brassicaceae. Gene Ontology annotation, biological process: sesquiterpene biosynthetic process. Bases 463 to 2031 code for a protein of 522 amino acids. The transcript has a single exon. The record is from RefSeq and is a predicted model, not a curated record.
CGUCCACACUGGCGGGCUAAUCAGCGCUAAAGUUAACUGCUACCAAAGAAAAAGAAUCUGAGACCUCUUCUUCUUCCUCCUCCUCAACGACUAAUCUCAUCUUCAUUCAAUUCCUCACCUUUUUAUGAUUUACGCGCUUAUUUUUUCUUCCUUUUUGAAAUUUCAUCAUCUCAGCAAGACAGCAGCCUCCCUUCCUCUUUUUCUCCCCUUUUCUGGGUAAUUGCAUCUGAUUCGAAAUUUUUAAACCAUUUUAAAAUUCGAUCUGACGAGUUUCCCAAUCAGGGUUUUGAUUCCUUACUCUCCUUUCCAUCCAAAGCUCCAGACUUUGUUGGUUUCUGUGUGCUGAGAGAGAAGCUUCACCAUCAAGUCGAAUAAAAAUCUCAUCUUUCUAGGGUUUUUAUAUUCUUCCCCAAAACCAAUGUUUAACCUUUGAGUUUAGUUUCCAUCUUUGAGAUCCAGAACAUGGGAUCGAACCCCGAGAUCACCUCUCUCAAAAAAAGCAACGCUCUCUGCCCUCUCGAUGUCUCAUCCUCCUUCUCCUCCCGAAGAACACUCAUCUCCUCCGACGGCAACAAACUGAAAAGCUGGUCCUCCUCAGUCACCACGGUCCUCCCUUCCCCGUCAGCUAAAUUCAUGAAAAUGGCCGAGCAGAGAGACGAGGUCUCCCGCUCGGUCAAAACCUCGAGCAUCCGGGAACGGAUCAGCGGCGUGCUCCACCGGAAAAUCGACUGGACAUCUCUAGCCAACAUGGGGAAAGAAUGGAUCAGAAACCCUAUCAACAUGGCCCUCUUCCUCUGGAUCCUCGCCGUCGCCGUCUCCGGAGCCAUCCUCUUCAUGGUCAUGACCGGGAUGCUGAACCACGCUCUCCCCAAGAAGUCAGAGAGAGACGCGUGGUUCGAAGUCAACAACCAGAUCCUCAACGGUCUGUUCACGCUGAUGUGUCUCUACCAGCAUCCGAAGCGGUUUUACCACUUGGUGCUUCUCUGCAGGUGGGGGCGUGAUGACGUGGCUAAGCUUAGGAAGGUUUAUUGCAAGAACGGGAGUUAUAAGCCUCACGAGUGGAUGCAUGUGAUGGUCGUUGUGCUUUUGCUUCAUUUGAAUUGUUUCGCUCAGUACGCGCUUUGUGGUCUUAACGUUGGUUACAGAAGGUCUGAGAGGCCGCCUAUUGGUGUCGCUGUGUGUAUCUCCGCUGCUAUUGGUGCUCCUGCUGCCGCGGCGUUGUACACUAUGCUUAGUCCCCUUGGGAGAGAUUACGAUGAUGAUGAGGAGAAUCAACUCCAAGGGUCUGUGAAUAGCAGAGUUAGUUUAGAGAGGAGGUACUCGUUUGCUUCAAAUGGGAUGGUUCCUGUGAGUGAUCCUCAGUGGAGCGGUGGAGUUUUGGAUAUUUGGGAUGAUAUCUCGUUAGCUUAUCUUUCUCUGUUUUGUACUUUUUGUGUGUUUGGAUGGAACAUGGAGAGAGUUGGGUUUGGGAACAUGUAUGUUCACAUUGCCACGUUUAUUCUCUUUUGCUUAGCGCCUUUCUUUAUAUUCACCUUAGCUGCGGUUAACAUCGAUGACGAGACGGUUAGGGAGGCGCUUGGAGUAUCCGGAAUCCUUCUCUGUGUGUUUGGUUUGCUCUACGGUGGAUUCUGGAGGAUCCAGAUGAGGAAGAGAUUCAAGCUGCCGAGUUAUAAGUUCUGCUUCGGUAACGCUGCCGUUGCUGAUUGUACUCUUUGGCUGUUCUGUUGCUGGUGCUCCUUGGCGCAGGAAGUUAGGACUGCGGACUCUUAUGAGAUUGUGGAGGAUAAGUUCUGUCAGAGAGUGCAGCAAGAGAAGAGUUUGGUGUCUCCUCUGCCUCGUGAAGACGGUGUGUUUGAUCCUAAGGUUGGUAUUGGGAGCUCGCCGAGGAACGUGAGCGGAGCCAACACUCCGAGUAGGUUUUGGAAAGAGGUGCAUAGUCCGAAUGUGCAGACGCCUAGAGGGAAUGGUGAAGGGAACAGCGAGGUUGUUCUGACUCCGCCUUCUCCUUUGUCUAUACGCAGAGAAGCUUGAUUUGAACAACCAUGGAGUCCUGCAUCCGCUGGUAGUUCUCCUUACAUUUGAGUACUAUUCUCUUUGAUUGAUUCGCUGUAAGUUGUAACAACGUUUGAUGAAAACCGGUUUUGUCUUUUGAAUUGUGAUAGUAUCCAUAUCUGUUUCCGGUUUAAAACUUUCUUGUAAUGUAAAUUUGUCAGCUACGGCCACAUUUCUGUAAGACUCGAGUUCUUAAGCCUUUGCUUGCUAGCUUUGCUUUUUUA